GGCGGGGGAAUAAGGUACCGGGGGAAACUUAGCUAUUAGUGUAGCAGGGUCAUGAAGAAGAGGCGGCGGCGGGAGAUCGGAGGCGGCGGCGGGGGCGUGAAACUGCGGUAGCUGCCCGCUGGGCUGGUGGUGUGGCUUUGUGGGAAAGGCUUAGUUUCUAAAGCCCUCUCCGGGCAGCGGCCGGGGCUCGGGGUUGAGAGCGGCCGUGGGGUCGCCUCCCCGGGCCCCCUGGCUCCGCCAUGUUCCGCAGGGCACGCCUUAGUGUGAAGCCCAAUGUCAGGCCUGGAGCAGGCGCCAGGGGCUCCACCGCCCCCAAUCCACAGCGUGAACGAGAGGCUCCCAGGCCGCCGGAGCCUGCAGCGGCCUCUGUCCCGAAGCCAGCGGAAUCCACAGAUGUGCCCCCAGUGGACUGCGGGGAAGCGGAGCCCCGAGAAAAGACUCCCAAGAGCAGUGAUGAAAAGACUGAUGGUGGGAAGGAUGUUGAAGAAUCCAGUAAAUCUUCCUCUACCGUUUCACAGAGAAGAAAGCGAGUAUCAAGUACUUUUAGUCUGGUUAAACCUAGUGUCAGUGUUCCUUCAGAACCUCAUCCUUUAUCUACAGUUAAUCAAGAAGCUUCACAGCCAAACCCUGUUCCAACAAAAGAGAAACAGCCAUGCUCAGACAGAUACCGGAUAUAUAAAGCCCAGAAACUGAGAGAAAUGUUAAAAGAAGAAUUGAGGAAAGAGAAGAAGCAGUGGAAAAACAAAUAUGCUGUAAAUGAAAGUCAGAGGCCACCAGAUCGUUCCAAAAUGACUAUGAGAGACUUCAUAUAUUACCUGCCAGAUAACAAUCCAAUGACUUCUUCACUGGAGCAAGAAAAGAAAACUGAAAAAUCAUUGACACCAGUCCAGACAAGAGAGCAAGAAGGUAAGAGUACCCCUGAUGGUGAAGAUAAUGAAGAAAUAGAAGAGGAGAUGGAUGAUGGGCCAUUGCUGGUUCCUCGAGUAAAAGUGGCAGAAGAUGGUUCUAUUAUUUUGGAUGAAGAAAGUUUAACUGUAGAAGUUUUAAGGACGAAAGGCCCCUGUGUUGUUGAGGAAAAUGACCCCAUAUUUGAGCGUGGUUCUACAACUACAUACUCCAGCUUUAGGAAAAACUAUUACUCUAAACCAUGGUCAAAUAAAGAAACAGAUAUGUUUUUUUUGGCCAUCAGCAUGGUAGGAACUGACUUUUCUAUGAUUGGACAGCUUUUUCCUCACAGAGCAAGGAUAGAAAUUAAGAAUAAAUUUAAACGUGAAGAGAAAACAAAUGGAUGGAGAAUAGACAAAGCAUUCCAGGAAAAGCGCCCUUUUGACUUCGAUUUUUUUGCUCAUUUGCUUCAGAAAGUUCUUGCUGAAGAAGAGAAAAGAAAACAAAAAUCUGUUAAAAAUCAGACUUUAAAGGAGAAGAAGUCCUCUAAAUCACGGAAAAAUGUAAAAGUGAAAAAAGUUGCCAGUGAAAGAGUGAAUGAUAAUCCAGAUGAGUCUGUGAGCACUAGAAUUUCAGACACAGAAGGAUCUCAAAAGGAUGCUCAGACAGUUGAAGAAGAACAACAGUCUCUGACUUUAUCAGGACAGGAUUCAGAACAGAAUGUAUUAGAACAAGAUAUAAAUCAAAAGAAAAGGAGAAGAAAGAAUCAGGAUGAAGGUAGUGAACAAGAGGUAAAUCUUUCAGGAAAUGCCACUGUUCAGCCAGGCUCUUCUAAAGGAGAAAAACACAAAAAUAAAUGCCUGUCUUUAAGUCCUGAGAUAAAUGAAGAUGAAAGCAAUAAGGAACAAAAGCUUCCCUGUGUACAGAACACAGAUGACAUUGUGGGUCUAUCCUCUAAUGAAAAGGCUGAGAAAAGAACUGACCCUGCUCUUUCACCAAGUAGUCAACAAGAUGCCGUAUCAGUAGCAACUGAGACUUCAGAAUCAAGGACUUCAGAUUUGCCUUCAUCAGAAGGUGGGAUUAGAGCAUUGUGUGAGGUGAAUAAUGCUGAGAGUAGUUGUACAGAAGAAGGAAAUGGUGACCUAAAAGAUAAAGCACUGGAAACUGAUCAAACAGAAAGUAUUAAACCGAUGACAAGAGGACGACUCCAGAGACCUAAACCCAAUUUAUCAAGGGCAGUUGGGAAGAAAUCAGUUCUUUCACAAGGGAAAACAGAUGCAGAGAACAAGAGUUUACAUACAGAAACUUCGGUUGAAAAGAAUCAUAUGGAAAAGGAUAAAAUGAAUACACUUGGUAUUUCUGGAAUGGAGAAUAAAGAGAAAGAGAAUCCAGAAGCUGACACUGCAUCUAAUUUGAGUGAAAAAAUUUGUCUGCAGGAAGAUGAUCAACUAAAGGCUUUCAGACCUGCACGCCUAAUGAGGGGCUUAUUGCAAAGGCCAAAGCCAAAUGUAGGUAAAGCUGCUGAAAGAAAAGAAACUGUUACAUCACAGGAAAAAAUUGGGGCCAGUGUAGAAAAGAAUGAAAAUGAGUCCUGUAUUGAUAGAGAUACUCCUGAACAAAUAGAAGAUGAGUCAUGUAAAAAUUUUGAUUGUGAAGACAUCACAUCACAAUCUGAAAAAAAAGAUACUUCUUUUCAAAAUGUGCAGUCAGAUGAGCCCAAGGCUCUUAAUGAAUGUCUAAGUAUUCAAGAGGAUAAUAAAGCAAAUAAACAAGUUCAAAUUCUAAAGACUCGAUUUCAGAAACCAAAGCCAAAUAUAGGAAGAAGAACUGGAAGAAGAGAAAUUUUCUCAAAGGAAGAAGAGGUACCAAAGGAAGUUCUUGCCUCCGAGGAGACGACAGCAACUUUGAGAGAAACUGCAAGAUUGGAAACCUCACCAAGGGAAAAGGUGCCUGUGGAGGCUAAUACUGCUAAGGAAAUGGAGCCAGAUUUAAAAGAAACUGAAAGAAAAGAUAUCUCUCCCAGGGAGAAAAUACCAGAAAUGAUUGAUGUCACUGUGGAAAUGGAGACAGAUUUGAGAGAGACUGGAAGAGAGAUUUUCCCAAGGGAGAAGAUAACAAAGGUGACUGAUGCCACUGAGGAAAGAGAGACAGAUUUGGAAGAGACUGAAGGAAGAGAAAUAUCCCUACAGGAAAAUGCCCCGGAGGAGGUCGAUACUAUUGGUGAAGUGAAGACAGGUUUGAAAGAAACUGGAAGAGAGAUUUCUCCGAGGGAGAAGAUACCAGAGAUGAUUGAUACUGCUGAGGAAGUAGAGACAGAUUUAGAAGAAACUGAAAGAAGAGAAAUAUCCCUACAGGAAAAUGCCCCGGAGGAGGUCGAUACUAUUGGUGAAGUGAAGACAGGUUUGAAAGAAACUGGAAGAGAGAUUUCCCCGAGGGAGAAGAUACCAGAGGUGAUUGAUGCCACUGAGGAAGUAGAGACAGAUUUAGAAGAAACUGAAAGAAGAGAAAUACCUACACAAGAAAAGACCUCAGGGCUCAAAACUAUAGAUGAUGAAAUGGAGACAGAUUUGAACAAAAUUGGAAUAGAAAUUUCCCCAAGGGAAAAUGUACUAGUGGGGACCAGUGCCACAGGGGAAAGGGAGAUUGAUUUGGAAGAAACUGGAAAAAGAGACAUUUCCCUGAUGGAGAAGGUAUCAGGAAAGAUGACUGCCAUUGAGGAAACAGAGGCAGAUUUGAAAGAAACUGGAAGAGAAAUUUCCUUGAGGAAAAGCGGAUCAGAAGAGAUCAGUGCUUCUGAGGAAAAGGUGGCAGAUUUGGAAAAAACUGGAAAAAUAGACAUUUCUCUAAGGGAAAAUGAACCAGAGGAGACUGGGACCUCAAGACAAACUGAGACAGAUUCAUUGCAGAGGGGUAGUGGUGACUGCAGUGCUGUGCCUUCACUAAAUAUUAAAGACAUUAGCAGUGAAGUACAAUCCGUGGUGCAUGUAUCUGUAGAAGAAAAAAGAAAUUCUGAAAAGGAAAUAUCAAGUCAGUUGAGUCACUUGAACAUUUCUUCACAGACUUCUGAGCUUGAUAAAAUAGAAGACCAGAGGAUGCGAUCUCCAGAUGUUCCAGAGCAGUUUUCAGAUAUUAAUUUAAGCAAAUCUCUUCCUCAAGAACAGAAGCCAUUUGAAGUGAAACCAGCACCUUUUGUGAGAAGUAGAUUCAAAAGACCAAAACCAAACUUAGCAAGAGCAGCUUCAAAAAGAGAGACUAUAGAAGCAGAAAAACACACACCUGGGAAGAAAGUGGAAGCUGAUAAAAAAGGGACUGUUGUGAUACAGCAGAAUGGAGAACAAACGAGAAGUCUCCCUUCUCAACGUGAUGUGGCUUCCCUAAUGACAUCAACAGAAAAAGACAAAUCAGAUCACAGUCAAGAGGAGGCUGUGAUAUUACCAUGUGUACAGACUGAAAAGGACCUUUCCCCUUCGAGUUCUUGUGAACCUAUAAAGGAGUCUCAGUCUACACAAGCCCAGGAAAAGGAAUUAGUUGUCUCUAUGGGGACUUAUCAUAUAAACACUUGCGAACAAGAAAUGAAGGAAAGCGUUAUCCAAACUGCUCCACCAGGAAGGGGCCGACUUCAGAGACCCAGUCCAAACUUAAGAAAGGUUGGACAGAGGCAAGUAAUAGAAAAAAGUGAAGCCAAAGAAACAGUUAAGGAAGAAAGGACACUACAAAAAGAUGAAACUAAGAAAUUCCUGACUGUGCCAAAUUCUCAAAUUGCAACGGAAAUUGAAGUUGUAUCCUCCAAAGUUUCAGAAGGCAGAAUGUAUGAAAACCAGAGUCACGUUCUUUUAGAAAACCUUCAUGUUAACAAAGUAAAUGUUUCAGAUGAAAAGACGAGACAUGAACAUAAAACGUAUGUUCCUAGUCCACCACAAAUGUUAAGAAGGCAAUUCCAAAAGGCUAAGCCAAAUUUGGGAAGAGCACAAGGUAAGAAAGAGGAAUCAGACAUAGAAAAAGACAGAGCAGAUCAGAGUAAGGCAAGGAAGCCAGAAGAUAACUUGCUGCAGCAUGGAGAUUCUGACACCCAGCUUCUUCAAAAAGGAAAAGCUGAGUUUCUGACAUCUCUGGAGAUUUCAGCAAGAAAAGGUUCUCUAGGUUCCAAGGAGAUUGGUUUGGCAAAAAAAGAUGCUCAAUCAGAAGUUGGACCAUCAGGAAGUGUUGGAGAGAAAACCGUAGGCGAUAAUUCUAUGUGUUCAGUUGUCGAAGAGCAGUAUGUCAGUAAACCAGCAAGCUCUCCACAGCUGUUAAAAGAAUCACAUUAUUCUAAAAUUGCUGUGGAUCGAAGAACAGCUCUCUCUUCUGCCUCUGAAUGUAAGAUAGAUCGUAGUGAAAGGAGAAUGCGUCGAAAGAUUAAACCAAACGUCCCCAAAGGGCGUGGAUCAAAACGAAUUCGGAGUAAGACCUCUAAGAAGGAACCUAGAGCUUCUAAGCCUGUGCUGGUGACUCUUCGAGCUUCCCAGGAAGAAGACGAAGAUGAUGCGGAAGACUUUGAGUCUGACUAUGAAGAAGAAAGCUAUCAUCUUGCUCCUGAAGAAGUAAACAAAGCUCCAGUGUUUGUACCUGUUGGUCUCAGAUCUCCUGAACCGGUUUCUGCUCAGAUUGAGGAAACCAUGGAAGAGCUUGAAAUACCCAUGAAUAUCCCAGAUGUAGGAUGCAUAGCUGUUGUUGAACAUCAGCUCUCAUCAAACAUAGAUUUGACUACUCAGGAAAUGAAACAAGAAGAAAAUUUGAAUGCAUUAUCAAUUGAAAUGACCACAGGUGAACAUUCCCAAGCAGAAACAGGUACCAACGAUGGAAGCACUGAAGCUGCCAUAACUUUACUUACAAUGGGAGGUCUGGUGUUGCAGUCAGAGAUCAGUACAGAACAGAGUGACGUAGGAGUAUGUGUACUUCCUGAUGUUCAUUCAAACGAUAAAAGCCAUAUUCCGUUUUGCCCAGAUAAUACAAAUCUCAAAAUUGUUCAUGAAUGUCAGGAACCUUCUUCACCUAUCCGUAGUACAUCUCCAUCAGUAGAAGAAAACAAGAUUAUAUUGGAUGAACAAAGUACUAAAGAAGAAAUUGGUUUAAUGGAAGAAGUAAAGGAAAACUCCAUAUCAUCCAGGACAACUUCAGAAGUGACCAAUAAUAUGAGAAUGAGAAGUAGAUUUGCCAAGCCUAAGCCAAAUCUUAAGAAAAUGUUAGGGACCAGCAGGUUUGGUGCUCAUCAGGAAGUUCCCAGUUUGUUUGUAACUAAAGGAGAAGUGGAAAUUCAAAGAGAAACUGAGAAAAAUGCUUCUAAAGGAAGAGAAUUAGAAGAUAAAAACCUUGAAUCAGUUACAACAGCAGAGAGUAAGGAGCAGAGCAAAUUGGCAUCUGUACACGGUAUUGAAGAAACCAGUAUUUCACAAGAAGCACGCCUAACUGGAAGAGAUGAAGAUGAAGAAGGGAGGUCUGCAGAGGUUCAGCUGUCUUCAGUUGCCCCUGUUGUUUCGUCUGAGUCAAGGCCCCACACACUUGGUUUGGGUAUGGGUCUUGGUGAGAGUUCUGUCGAAGAGCCCCUGGGAAAGGACUCUAACGGAGACAGUGUGCUUAUACUUCAUGUGCCAGAGUGUAGUAUUCCAGAAGUCCAACAAGAGAAUAUAAACAAUCCUCAAGACCUAACAGUUGCUAAUGUACAUCAAGAAGGUGAGGAUGAACAAGCAUUCAUUUUAACUCUGGUGGAAAUCCCAACCAGUGCAGUAGAAGAAUUUGCUGAUACUACUAUGCAGUUAAUGCCAAACCCUUUACUGCCAGCCCCCAUAUUGGUCAAAUCAGUGAAUACAGAAGAAAGGGGGGACAUGAGUAUCAGUUUUCCAGUAACUUCAGCUGGUCAGGAUGACAUGUGUUUAUCUAAUUCUGGAAGAGAUGAUUCCGAAAAGCCUCCUGCUAAUUUGGAUCUUGUAUCUAGGAAGAGAUUUCAUUGUAGGCUUGACGAAAGUGACCAUGUUCCUCCUGCCAAAAAAAGUUCACUCACUUUAAGAGACGAUUGUCAAAAAUAUACCUCUGAGGUGUGUUCAAAGGAAUUAAUAAAUGUUUUGGAGAAAACAGGAGAGUCUUACAAGGGACAAGGUAUCUUCCCUACCUCAGGAAACACACAUACAAUUCCAGAACCUCAGAAAGAGCAACUUGAACCAACUUUUCAGAGUAUCAGAUCUAAACCUCUUGAUAAAAUAACAGAUACACAAGAAAAGAAUACAUCUCAGUUACCUCAGGAUGAGAUAGUGGUGUCUGAUAAGGAAAAAAGAACUUGUGCUGCUUCUAAGUCUGAACAAAUGGAUAGCAUCACAUCGUCUUCAAAAACCCCACUAUCCAGACCUGGCAGAAGACCCCUGGGAUUUUUGUCUUUAAUAUGUUCAAAGAAUAGUUUGGAGUCUGAUGAACCUACUCAGGUUCAUAGCAAGAAACGCCUGAAACCUCUUAUACCUGUAUCAAGACAGAAUCUGAAAAGAUCUAAUCCGCUCAAUACAAGCCAGGAAAAAACUCAAGAGUCCUCUGAUCUUCCAUCUCCAAGUGUUGUUGUUAAUACUCAACCUAAAAAUAUUGAUAGUUCAGCAACUCAGGUUUCUUGUAAUCAUCCCUUACCGAAAGGAGAAUGUAAAGAUGUCCAAAACCGGCAACCGGAAGAGGAACCAAUGACAGUCUCUGAAUAUUUCUUUAGUGAUAUCUUUAUUGAAGUGGAUGAAACAGAAUAAAAGUCUUCUUUUUUUUUCUUUUUUUUUUUCUAAGGCUAGGAUUUCCACAGUCAGUUAUAUCAACAAAGCAGUAUCUAGCAAAAAGCCUCACUGGCAAUUUUUCUUUAGGUUGAUUUUGAAUAUUUAAUAGGCUUGAUUUGAAGCUUUUAUAAUCAGUGAAAAACAUUGCUGAGGUUCCUUUCGUUCUGAUUGAUUCAGCAUUUUGGAAAUAUCAAGCAAUUAAGACUGCUUUCUCAGACAGAAAUAACAGCUCUUGUUUACAUUUUGACUCUUCCUGUGUUGAACACACAUGGACAUCUUGGAAUGUUGUGGAUAAAUGUCUCUGUAUAAAUCACAGUGCCGACGUAUUUGGAGAUGGAUUGUAGUUAACAUUUAGCAAACCUUUUGUGAAGGUUUUUUUCUGUUUGUUUAGGGUUUUUUUGUUUUUUUGGAUGGUGAAGGCCUUUUCAGUUGCCUCUAAGUGUGUGAAAGGAAAUUGUGAAACUCCACUUUAGUAUGGUAAAUGUUAAAAACUUUUCUAUUAUCAGCUAUUUGACUGAAAAAUGUGUAUUUUUCUAAUUCGUGUUGAUGUAACAUUAGUCCUAAUUGAAGAACUAGUAUUUAAACUUACUAUUUAUAAAGAUAAAACAUCAAAAAGCUUAUUUAUUUUUAAAUUUUUUAUUUAAAAGAAUAUUCAGUUUUAAUUAUUUUUACCCCUGAGAUUAUGGGUAAAGAAAUCAUUAACAAAUUUAUGUUUGUCUCCUUUCCCUCUUUAAUUUUAAAGGUAUUUAAAGUGAUAAAACUAAAUUGUUUGGCUAGUAUAUACAUUUUGAAUACAUUUUUUUCUCAUAGUUUAGUAUAUUGACUUUGUACUGUGAAUUUUUUGUUUUUCUUAUUUCUUGGAUAAUCUCAGGAUUUGUAUGGGGAAAAAAACCCUUAACUUUAUUUAUGAGGCAAAUUUCCAUACAAAACUCUGUCUCCAUUACACACACAUAUGCUCACAUACACACAUUCCUUCUUUAAAAAACAAUUUCUUGGUAGUUUUUUUUCCCCCAUUAAAUUCUCCAUAAGGAACUAAGUACUUAGACCUUUAUGCACAGAACAUAAUUGUGAUGUUAAAAACAGAAAAUAAGAUAAGACUUUAUUAAGUCAGUGAUUAUCUUCAAUAUGAAUUUAAGGGUUGGUUUCAAUUUUGAGAUUUUGUGAUUUACAUAGGUAAUUCUGUUACCCACCCAAGCAAAUCUUUGGUGGUUCAAAUUAAACUUCUGAAAGAACAGAUUUAUUCUUUUAUUUGAAAAGCCUUCUGGGUUGAUAAUACAUUAGAUCAGGAGUCAGAAACAUUUUCUGGAAAAUAUUUUCGAGUUUGUGGGCCAGAUGCCCUCUGUGGUAACUACUCAACUCUGCCAUUUCAGUAUGAAAACAGCUACAGGCAAUACUUAAAUGAUGGACAUGGAUGGGUUGGGUUUUUAGUUUGACCCAUACAUUAGACAGUAGUUUUCUUACCUUAAGGUGCUGAUGUCAUUACCUAUGAGAUAUUUGUCACUGGAGUUAUGAGUUGUGCCUGACACUUAAACCCUUGAUUGCAUUAUGAAAUCAGUAUUUCAGUUGGGAAGAUAUUUUAAUGUCUAAUUAUGUUUGUAAUUUGAAAAAAAUGGUGGCUAGUUUUCAAGUUCAUUAGUAAAGUUGGAUUUGGCUUGGCAAGUAUAACAGUAAUCCUAAUUUAUGAAAACAAUUGAUAUUAGAGCAUUUCUUAUUCAUUGCUUUACAGUGAAAUUUGCAGUUUAAACUUUUUUGUCAUAAAGGAGGAUCUAUAAGGAAAUUCUCUAUAGAUAUGCAGUUAUUUAUUUCAUGGGAUUAAUAUGUCAUAGAAAUCAUGGUAGCAAAUCACAUUGCUAUUUUAAUGCCCUGUUUUUAUAAAUUUUAAAAAUCUCAUAUUCUGAAAAGGCUUCUUUCAUUUAGUUCAUGUUAGUUUGGGUGUUAGGUUGUCAUAGCUAAACUAUUAUUUUAUCCCUUGUUCAAUGUUACAUUUUAACUUUGUUAACAUCUGUCUCUUGUUCAUCUACAAUGAGUUAAUUUUAUGGAAGAUGUAACUUCUUACUGUAUAAAGGAUAAUUUUAUCUUUGGGCAUUCAUUGUGUUAGAGAAUCAAGUCAGACAACUAAAUUAUCCUACUAUUAUAUCCUUAAAACUACUCUUGGAAAAAAAAACUUAGUCAGUGUAUUUACCUUACAAGGUGGAAAGACUUGUUCACACCUGUGUUUAAUGUGACUCAUGUAAAGAUGAUGUUGUGAAGAAUUUGUAUUUUAUAAAUCUUAAAAGAGAUAUGUUUAAAGGUCUUUAUUUUUUUCUUGACUUUUCCUCCUGAACACUUACGUCUUAGCAAGUGAUCAACAUGAUGGCUUCAAAGCCUAAUUGUUGGUAAAUGAUUGAGGCACAGAUAAAAAUAUGAAUAUCCACUGUUUACCACCAUGUUUUUUGAAAUAGAAGUGACCAUGUAUACUAUCUUGCUUGAAGAAGUCUUUGACAAAAAGCAAUAUCUGUCAUUGUAAAUUUUCUUGUUCUAAAGAAAGCAGUUAUAUUCUAUAGAUGUAAAUUAUGUAAAUAAAAGUUAUUUUAUAUUA
Balaenoptera acutorostrata (minke whale) is the source of this 10239-nucleotide messenger RNA. RefSeq names its product B double prime 1, subunit of RNA polymerase III transcription initiation factor IIIB (gene BDP1). NCBI's taxonomy places the organism in Eukaryota, Metazoa, Chordata, Mammalia, Artiodactyla, Balaenopteridae. Gene Ontology annotation, cellular component: transcription factor TFIIIB complex. The transcript is spliced from 39 exons. The record is from RefSeq and is a predicted model, not a curated record. Gene Ontology annotation, biological process: RNA polymerase III preinitiation complex assembly. The coding region runs from base 240 to 7640 and encodes 2466 amino acids. Gene Ontology annotation, molecular function: TFIIIC-class transcription factor complex binding.